This is a messenger RNA of Monosiga brevicollis MX1, 4524 nucleotides long. RefSeq lists its product as uncharacterized. The record is from RefSeq and is a predicted model, not a curated record. Lineage: Eukaryota; Choanoflagellata; Craspedida; Salpingoecidae. The coding region runs from base 1 to 4524 and encodes 1507 amino acids. The transcript has 6 exons.
AUGGCGGCCGCUGCCCCCGCAAGCCCCAAGGUGGCUUGGGCACCCGCGUCCAGACCCUUGUUAGCGGCCACCGCAUCCUCGCCAACAAAUUGUGGCGGGACAGGCAGCACCGUGACGGUUCCUGCCGUUGCGCUUUUUGCUGGCGAAGCCAACCGACCCGCCCUGGUUUCCCUGAGCCAGGCCAUCAGGGAAGCCUGUAUCCAAGCCGAUGGCGCGCUUGACCUCGAUUUGUACAGCCCGGAUUCAGAUAUUGAAGAUGAAGACCGCCCCUUUCUGCUUGACGCCGAUGCCCUCCUGCGCUGCCACUUGGCGGUUUUCAACCUGUCAGCCACCGAACCCGUGACAGCGGCCGAGGAAUACCUUGCGGCUCACCUCACCGAAGCCAGUCUCUUCUAUCCGCAGCUGACAGACGCUGCUGGUGCACCCGAUGCGAACCCACAAGCCACCAAUAGUCUCGGCCGCAUUGCUCUUUUGCUCCGUUUUGCUUUGCGCCAUUCGCAGUGUCGCCUCGUUGUUCUCGAUGAGGGUGCUGCGGAUGCCAUCGCCCGCAUUGCCUCCUGGCUUCCAGACGUUGCUGACCAACACGAAGCUCAAUCUGCUACCUCGAGCGGCCGACUGCGCUGGGAGCUGCAAGCCCUUCAAAACGAGGAGUGGCCCACCCUCUGCUGCGAAAACCUGUCGCCGCCGCGCUUCGUGUCCAAUGCGCACCGCAUCUCGUCCAUCCUCGAGUCCUUCUCGUAUGACCCCGUGUCAACGCCUCAAAAUGCCGCUGUACCUCCGGCUGCCAUUGAGAAAGGUCGCCAGCUCCUUGCCGCAACUAUGGACGCUCAAAUUGCCGACCAAUCCUCGGCAUGCCAUCUUGCACCACACUCCAUGCCUGCACCCGGGAACAACAAGUCGUCGACAACGAGCCCGCCCGACUCACCCUCUUCUGCGGCGUUUUCGUCGGCCUACACCUCGCCUUCUUCCACAUCCUCGGGCCCUGAUGUGGCUCGCCGCAAACCUCUGAUUGCUCUGAGCUCACGCAGUUCAGCCCAACGCGUGGCCGUGAUUCAAGAGUGGAUGCGCCAGAGCUUGGAUCAAUCCAACUUGGUGCUGUUGCGUCAUCGUUUUGGCCCACAAGAUGGUUUACGACAGGAUGAGGCCUUGAUCGAGGCCGCUCAGCAUUUUGUGCAUGCCCUCGAUCUCCAUCACCACACUCAAAACGUCGAGACUCUGCUCACACCUACCCGUCAUCGUGCGGAUAUAUAUGAGGAAUAUGCUCAUUUUCGAAAGCAUGACCGUCUUGAGGUCUGCCUCGUAGAUAAUCGCGAGUACAUCCACCUGUGGUACAAAGAGCGCCAAGUGCUGGUCCUCAGCGAGUACCUAGAUAUUGACAUUGCUGACGCCACGGCGACCACGCGCUUCCUUGUUCGCUGCGACACGGAUGACGCCAACUUUGCCUGUGAUCUUCCAGAAUCUUCUACCUGGCCGGCCUUGGGUCGACGUACCGUGCCUUGUUAUUAUGUCCGCAACCUUGCCACCGGCGAAAUGGGCUGGUUUCCGAGCCUGCACACCAACCGCGCCUAUUUGAACGAAGGCAGUAUCGGAACCUCCGUUGUCACUUCAAGAGAUACCUCCAACAGCCCCCCGCGCUUGUCUUUCAGUAGUAGUAGCGGUGAACGGAGCCUGUCCCCCUCACCCAAACGAGGCAGCAGCCUCAAGCACUCCCAGCGGCGCAAACGUGCCGCCACUUGGACAUCGACCCGCUCCCGACCGUCCAUCAUCGAUAGCUCUUCAGUGGGCUCGCGCAGCCCCCCUCUCGCGACAGCAGGUGGUCGCAGCAGCACCACAGACAACGUUGAGACCCACGCCUUUGGCAAAGGAUACCCGUCAAGCUUGCAGCAUCGUAGCCCGUCAGACUUGCUUCGUGACUCUCAGGCCAGCCCGUUGCGCGGUAUCUCGCGCACUGCAGCCCCCACACAGUACCCAAGGCGCCGUGCUUUUACCAAUACGGGCUAUGGCUCAUCAGUCGCCUCGCGUGACGACAAUAUCAAUGCCAAGGCAAUAGGCGUCGAACGCAUGCUCGUGGCUGUGACCAGCUCUGGCAUGGAUCGGGGCCUUUCCACCCCGCUGCCCUUAGACAACACCAUUCCGUUGCCGCGGCGCCACCCGGGCUCGCCCGGAACGCGCAAUCGGCUCAUGAAUCGGUCGCCAUCACGCAUGGCCAAGGGCACCAUUAUUGCCAGCGAAUGCAAUCUCCGUAUUCGUGUGUCUCGCAAUCUUAUCAACUGCCACUUUGUCACAGGCGAGUCUGUCCGGCGCACCGGCGACGUGUGUGCAGCCAUGCAACUCGGCAAGAUGAAGCCAGUCCCCGGUUGGCAACCACCAGCAAACGUGUCUGCUCGAAGUUCAUUCAGCAGCCACGCUGUCGCCAGCCCCGGGGCCACGCCCACACCGCAGAAUGCUGGCAGCCCGCCCAUCCUGGCCAACUCGCUGCCAGUUCCAAGCACGCCCCUGCGUGCCUUCUCCCCUUUGCCUCUGAGCAUGAUUCGCGAAGAGUCGGGCAGCGAGAGUAGUAGCCGCCGCGUUUCGCCGCGUUCCUCUGCUGGAUCUCUGGCUGCCAGCAACAUCAGUGAAACAAGCUCAUACAGCAGCUCAGCCACAGUGCCUGGCUCCUCCCUCGCCACUGCCAUGGCUUCGGCCUCUGGUCCUAUCAACUCGAUGUCAGCGGGAAUCAGCACCACCGCCGUGACUCCAGAGGCGAAGGGCCAGUCCAGUGAAUCUCAGGAGACUUCUUCUGGCCAUGGGAGCAAGCCAGCCAACGUUGAAACAACAGCUGAAGCCCAUGAGCCACCACCCAUUCUUGACCAGGAUCGGUACAAAGUGCCUUGCGUGUGCGUUUCACACCAAAACCUGACGGAGGCAGCCUACAGCCGCGAGUACUGCCACAUCGUGCCAACCAGCUUUGUCAACCUCGUGGCAACGCAAGCUAUGGACCUUUUGCACCAUCCAGGAAACGCAGCAAGCCCUAAUAUGUUUGAGACAACCGAAACACCGGCUCACUAUUUCUUCAAUUAUCGUCGCUCCUAUCUCGGUGCCAUAGGCACGCCCAACGGCGUCCACAAGUCCAGCAUUCAGCACAAUGAGCUGGUCGAGUUGAUAGAGCCAUCCUUCAUGCGGCUGGUUGAGGUCGAGUCCCUUGAAACCGGCCAGUUGGGCCCUGUCAUGGAACAAGCCCUGGAGCCCUGCUCGAUGCGGCGCAUCCCACGUGACGUUGAGUACAUGAUGCGCAGCUCCUUGCAGGAAUUGGUCAUGGCUCAGCCCCAGUCGCACUUUGUAUUGGUUUUGCAAGGCUGCACCCACGUCAGUCGUUGGCGCCACAUCUUGCCCCGCUGGUGGCCCGACAACGUGACCGUGAUUACUGAUGCCAACCCCGACGCGUGCCGAGGCCUCGAAUACACACCCGGUAUCACCACGGUGGACCUUGACUACAAACCUUCCAACGACGAUCCCACCCACCGGCGCAGCAGUUUUGACCAUGAGCGCAACGCUGUUGUGGUAAAUGGCGACGUGCGCUCUCGCAUCGGACGUUCUCGAACCUUUAGCCACCUCACGAAGCACUCCCCAGACAUUGGCUCGGUGCUGCUUCAACUCUGCGCCAUGGGCAUUGAUAUGGAAGUCUGGAGCUCAAUCAAGGCUGAGCUUCGGACGUGCCUGCCGCGUGCUUCUCUGCGGACCAUCGCUAGUCUGGCGCUGGUUGAGGCUUUGUCAACCCUUUGCCCGACCUUGGCCAAUGCCCGGACCCAACCCACUUCACGCCGCCCAAGCGAGAAGGAAAAGGACGUGGAUCGGCCCUCGGAUGAGCCGCAGAGUGAUCUCGAUAGCUACCUGUUGCUUCAGCUUGAUGAUAUCAGCAGCGACGAGGAAGAUGAUGACGAUGGCAGUGAUGGCAGUGGCGACGAUGAGAGCAACGACGACAGCGAUGAAGAUGCCAGUGAAGAUGACACGGAGGAGGAGAAGGAGGAGGAGGAGGAACAGGAUGCCAUUCUGCAAUUGUUGUGCUUGAUUGUCUUUCAAGGGCGUGGCUGGCGAGCGUGCGAUUGCCACGCGCUGUUUUCCACGCACCAAGCCUUUCGCCAUGCCGUCUUUUGCCUUCGCGCUUUGCUCUGGCAUACCCCAGAUGACCGUAUCAUAUUGCGGCAUGACUGGCUGCAAGAAGCACUUUUGGGUUUGGUUCGCAGUUGUGGCGACGACAUUGAAGCCAAAACGCGUCAGCUCAUCAUGCAAUAUUGUCUUGAACGCAUUCUGGCCUUCGCUGAGCUGCCGAUGCGUACCGAGUCCCAAUCCUACACCCUGUGUCGCAUGGCUGUUGAGCUUCGAGAUCAACUCGAACUUUGCGAGGCUGCUGGCAUCCACGCGAAAUCAUGUGCUCGCAUCCCCGAGCAAGUUUUUCGAGGAAAGUGCAGCCUUGAUGGAAACACAGCAUCCAGCACAGCGACGGGGUCGCCGUCGCCAGGCAGCUGGUACUUCAGCAACGGCUAG